Messenger RNA from Caenorhabditis remanei, 261 nucleotides. RefSeq lists its product as uncharacterized. The record is from RefSeq and is a predicted model, not a curated record. The transcript has 3 exons. Bases 1 to 261 code for a protein of 86 amino acids. Lineage: Eukaryota; Metazoa; Nematoda; Chromadorea; Rhabditida; Rhabditidae.
AUGGCCUACCAACAUCUCAUUCAAAUGUGGAAAGAUACACCCACAAAGGCUCCAUUCAAAUGCAAAUGUCUGAAACGCGACGGAUUCCAUGAAAAGCUCACUCCUUUCAUGACAAUGAUCAGUCAUCGGGACAAUCUUUUUGAAAGUUGGACUCUGGACCGUCGAAGUGUUGUGUUCGCCCACCAAGAUCUUUCAAUCUACAAAUACCACCACCCAUCAACGACAUCACUUACUCUCAACAAAGUAAAAAAACAGUUUUGA